ACCCAUGGCAGCAGCAGCAGCAAAGAUCGUCGCUGCCCGUACUGCGUUCCUCCUGUGCGACCUGCAGACUGCCUUCCGGACGGCGAUCUACAGCUUUGACGAUGUCGAAGCUACGGCUGGGAAGAUGCUGCGCGCUGCUAAGAUAUUCGAGAUCCCCGUCCUGCUCACCGAGCAGAACCCCAAAGCCCUAGGGACGACCGUCGCUACCCUCCCUCUCGAAGCACUCCACGACUCCAAGCUUCUGCACGGCCCUUGGCCCAAGAAGAAGUUUAGCAUGGUCAUCCCCGAACUCCAGGCGUGCUUGAAGGAAAGGGGCGUGCAGGAUGUAGUGCUCUUCGGUAUCGAGAGUCACAUCUGCGUGCUGCAGACGGCGUUAGACCUUUUGCGUGAGAGCUACAGCGUACACGUCCUCGCAGACGGCAUCUCCUCCUGCAAUAAGGGCGAGCGCUCGAUCGCCAUCUCCACGAUGCGCGAGGCAGGGGCGAGAGUCACUACGAGCGAGAGCGUGCUCUAUCAGCUUAUGGAGGACGCGAGCGAUCCCCGAUUCAAGACUUUCGUCACCCUCAUCAAGGACGAAAAGGCUCGGACGCAGCAAACGAGUGCGAACCUCUUAGAGGACCUUUGAUGUGCGCGCUUCUCAGGGCAUGGUCAAGACUGUCAAUCAUGUAUAACUUAAGCAAUCCAGUGUAUUGCCCUUG
Messenger RNA from Dacryopinax primogenitus, 698 nucleotides. Its product is annotated as isochorismatase domain-containing protein. Bases 5 to 625 code for a protein of 206 amino acids. The transcript is spliced from 6 exons. The record is from RefSeq and is a predicted model, not a curated record. Lineage: Eukaryota; Fungi; Basidiomycota; Dacrymycetes; Dacrymycetales; Dacrymycetaceae.